AGUUGUUAGUGGAUCAAGAGAUGCUACACUCAGAGUAUGGGAUGUUAAUUCAGGUGCCUGUGAACAUGUACUUGUUGGACAUGUGGCAGCCGUUCGAUGUGUGCAGUACAAUGGUCGCCUCGUUGUGUCUGGGGCUUAUGAUUAUAUGGUUAAAGUCUGGAAUGCUGAUCGAGAAGAAUGUUUACAUACUCUUCAGGGUCACACCAAUAGAGUCUACUCUUUGCAGUUUGAUGGUAUCCAUGUUGUGAGUGGGUCUCUUGACACGAGCAUCAGGGUUUGGGACGUUGAGACAGGUCAGUGCCGCCACACGUUGAUGGGCCACCAGAGUCUUACGUCGGGUAUGGAACUCAAGAACAACAUACUCAUAUCUGGAAAUGCUGAUUCCACUGUUAAGGUUUGGGACAUUGUUACUGGACAGUGUCUACAAACGCUCUCAGGUCCUAACAAGCAUCGUUCAGCAGUGACAUGUCUUCAGUUUAACAACAAAUUUGUUGUAACCUCUUCAGAUGAUGGAACUGUCAAGUUAUGGGAUGUGCGUACUGGGGAAUUCCUCAGAAACUUAGUGGCUUUAGAAUCUGGGGGAUCAGGGGGAGUGGUGUGGCGAAUACGUGCAUCAGAUACAAAAUUAGUAUGUGCUGUUGGCAGCAGGAAUGGGACAGAAGAGACUAAGUUACUCGUGUUGGACUUCGAUGUUUAUGAGAACCUCAAGUGAUACAUGUGGACAUUAGUAUUAAAUGGUGUCCUCUCCAUGUAUACUUACAAAGUUCAAAGUGAUGUUAUUUUAACUGUGCUGCCAUGUAACCUCUUGAUUAGUUUCUAUGACGUGUCAGUUGGACAGUGUUUGUGAUGACUAACAUUUUUCUGGUGCUAAUAUUGUACACACACGAUCAUCUGACACUCACCGCCAUUGCCAUCUGCUACACUCCUCCACUUGGCAGACUGUAAAUUUUUCACUGUCAUUUUCUGUAUUUGUAAAACUUGUCAAGUAAACUAACUGGUUAGUUUGUCAGUGCCCCAGUUUAGCACUUCAUUGAACUGUGUUUUUUUAUUAUGCCAUGUUUGCAGUAUAGCAUACUGCAUUUCCUAAGAAAAGCGUUGGAAGAACUCACCAGAACACAUGUACUCUAUCAAAAUAUAAAUAUUUCAUAAUUUUCAUAAACAGGGGAUUGAAAUUUGUUUGUUGAAAAUUAGGUAAUUGGGAGAAUAUGGGCAAAAGAGAUCUGGUGAGGAGAGUAAAUGCACGUGUUUGGAUGUGGUGUUGAGAAUGAUAAUGGGUGUGGCACUAAUAAUGUCCAGUUCCACUUGCUGACUGUGGUAUAUUGCUCAUUGUAUGGGUAUCUGAGGUGGUCGGGGGUAAAUGAUGGUAAAAUACCAACUAAUGAAGGAAUUGCAAUAUUUUUAGCAAGUCAGUAAAAAGUGGCUUUAGUAUGUGUUGGAGUUUCAUAAAAGCAUAGGGAUGAUACUAAGUAAAAGAAUUGCCAAAAAUGAGUUAUAUCUUGAGGAAACCUGAUGUAAGAAGGUUAACUCAUUUAUGUAUAUUUUUUACUUGUUCUUUUGUGGAUUGUGGGAGGGAGAUGGUGAGAGGAAUUGUACGGGUAACAAUUAGAAGCUGGUUAAUGUUUUGGGUCCUUUGUUGUCCCUCUGGUCAGAUUUAGACCAGCUAACUAGCUUUCAGAAUAAAACUCUCACAUCAUUAACUUGUUUAUAAUAGUCAUGGAACUAUAAAUUAUUUCCAUUAAGUGAUGAUUAGUCUGUGUUGGCAUAAUUUGUAUGAUAUAGCAAUGACAUUUACGGAAUUACAAUUUGUGUAUUCUCUUGAUUUUGUUCUUAGCUAAGUUUUUCUAGGUGUAAUGUGAGAGAUUUUUUGAUAAUAAAAUAUCAUAGACCAUAACAAAGCCCUUUA
Procambarus clarkii (red swamp crayfish) is the source of this 1903-nucleotide messenger RNA. Lineage: Eukaryota; Metazoa; Arthropoda; Malacostraca; Decapoda; Cambaridae. The record is from RefSeq and is a predicted model, not a curated record.